GUUUGAAGUCACGAGGCCACCUCGUAACUUCACCUCGCAAGCUUCCUAGAGUCUACGAGUAAACCGCUCAAUAAAUAUUCGUCUUCUUCCUCAACUCAAAGAUUAGAUAUGUAGCUUUUUUAACGAGCUAAUCUCGGCGUGUCGGCGCACACCGCAGACGGCCGGUCAGCCAGCCAAACAAGUCUACUUCCUGAGUGGAGGGAAGGGGCUUGGUCCCGUGCCUCCUGACGCCGCCGCACAGCGCAGCCAAAUUAGCAUCGAUGAGGCUCUCGCGAACAUGGCGGAUUUCCUGCCGUCGCGCUCCGUGCUCAAAGUUUGCCUUCCCGUGUGUCUGCUCAACAGCGGUGAGGUGGAGCAGGUCCGCCGCUCCAAGGAGAUCGACCGACGGCUCUCCCGAGAGAAAACCUACGUGAAGCGGCUGGUGAAGAUCCUGCUGCUGGGCGCGGGCGAGAGCGGCAAAUCGACGUUCCUCAAACAAAUGCGGAUCAUUCACGGCCAGGACUUCGACCAGAGAGCCCGCGAGGACUUCCGAGCCACUAUUUACAGCAACGUUAUCAAGGGCAUUCGAGUAUUGGUGGACGCCCGCGAAAAGCUGCACAUCCCAUGGGGCGACCCGAGCAACCAGCAGCGGGGCGACAAGCUGAUGGCGUUCGACACGCGCUCGGCCAAGAUGGUGCGCGGGCAGCUGGAGACGCCCGUUUUCUUGCAGUACCUGCCCGCUAUCAAAGCCCUGUGGGCCGACAGCGGCAUCCAGAACGCUUACGAUCGCCGUCGAGAAUUCCAACUGGGCGAGUCUGUCAAGUAUUUCUUGGAUAAUCUGGAUAAGCUUGGCGAGCUGAAUUACCUUCCGAGUCAGCAGGACAUCCUGCUGGCACGAAAGCCCACCAAAGGAAUCCACGAGUACGACUUCGAGCUGAAGAACGUCCCCUUCAAGAUGGUGGACGUGGGCGGCCAGCGGUCUGAACGGCGGCGCUGGUUCGAGUGCUUCGACUCGGUCACCUCCAUCCUCUUCCUCGUCUCCUCCUCUGAGUACGAUCAGGUUCUGAUGGAAGACCGUCAGACCAACCGACUGUGCGAGUCGCUCAACAUCUUCGAAACCAUCGUCAACAACCGCGUUUUCGCCAACGUGUCCAUCAUCCUCUUUCUCAACAAGACAGACCUGCUAGAGGAGAAGGUGAAAAGCGUACCUCUCAAGGACUACUUCCCCGAAUACAACGGGCCCGAGCACAGCCUGCCCGACGUACAGGCCUUCAUGGUAGAGUGCUUUCGGGCCAAGCGGCGCGACGCCACCCAGAAACCGCUCUACCACCACUUCACCACCGCCAUCAACACGGAGAACAUCCGACUGGUGUUCCGGGACGUCAAGGACACGAUUCUCCACGACAACCUCAAGCAGCUCAUGCUCCAAUGACCACCGUGCGCAAACCUUCAACGGGGCCUCAAGAAGAAAAAUCUUGUAGAACUUUGCCGCUUUUACGUUGGUCAUGGUUUGGUAGUUUGCGACGCUGACCAGAUAUCGAUCGUCAGACUACGUGCUGUUAUGGAACGUUUCACGCGGGGGGUCGAGUGGUUUCAUCCGUGUCCGUUUUGUUGUCCAAGCACUGAAUGCACGCAAAUUCAAGUCGGUUGUUGCACUGCCCCCAGCACCACCUGUGCUGCUUUGUGAAUAAAUAAAAGCAGACACACCCUUAAAUCCUGUGUUUCCCCAAAUCAUCCCAGUUGACGUUCAUCCAGUCACAAGUUAAAUGUGUCUGGGACAAACUGAAUGAACCUGCGUUGCCUUAACAGAGACUUGAUUUCUGUUUAAAAAUACUGUUUUUUUUUGUUUUGUUUUUUUGUGCCUGCACUGGCCAUUGUGCCACAGGGAAUGAUCCAAUUUCACAUUUUUUUCCUGUUAGGGCUGUGACUAGUAAACAUUUUUAGAAUCGAAUAUUCUGUUAAAUAAUGAGAUGAUUAAAGAAUAAUAAUUUCAUCGAUCAGGAAAAAAAUGGUAUUGAUCACAUUUUAAUUGCGAUACAUUUAAUACGUUUUUUAAGCGAAAUUGGAUUAUUUCCGGAAAGGGUGCAUUAUAUGCAAUUUUCCAUUACUAGUUAGCUUGGUUGUGCUUUGUCGGAUAACCGACACAGGCCGAUAGUUAUCUCAGGGUUGAUGCAAACUGCCGCCAAGAAUUUCCAUUAAAGCGCCAAGUUAUUUCAUUUUUCUUUGCCAAAUGCCUUUGAACAUACUAGUUGCUUCCCCUUUUGAAAAUCAAAAUGACGCUAAGCUUUUGGUUGUAAAUACGCAGAUGUUUCCAAUGUAAAUAAUGUCUAGGUUUAUCUACUUAUAUGUAAAUGGUUGUAGAAACUUUUUGUUUUUGUUCUAAAUCACUACUUUUUCCAGUUCUUUUUCUGACGUUGGUUUUGAAAUUAUUCCGUGUCUCAUGCCACUCCAACGUUAUCAAUAAAUCAUUUUUCUAAAGAAAAUAUAA
Corythoichthys intestinalis (scribbled pipefish) is the source of this 2467-nucleotide messenger RNA. Its product is annotated as guanine nucleotide-binding protein subunit alpha-13-like. Gene Ontology annotation, molecular function: D5 dopamine receptor binding; GTPase activity; guanyl nucleotide binding. The coding region runs from base 278 to 1411 and encodes 377 amino acids. NCBI's taxonomy places the organism in Eukaryota, Metazoa, Chordata, Actinopteri, Syngnathiformes, Syngnathidae. Gene Ontology annotation, cellular component: brush border membrane; heterotrimeric G-protein complex. The record is from RefSeq and is a predicted model, not a curated record. Gene Ontology annotation, biological process: Rho protein signal transduction; adenylate cyclase-activating G protein-coupled receptor signaling pathway. The transcript has 5 exons.